AGCCGCUGAUUAAAGGCCGCCUGGAGCAGCCCGUGCGGAGACAGGUGCCAGCAGCCAGCAGCUCAGGACGCCAGCCAGCUCCUGCUCUAGCUUCAGGCCCUGUCCCUGUGAGAAGACCACCAUGUCUGAGCUGCCCCCGGCCGCGACCUUUGUCUUUCUGGACCUGGAAGCCACUGGGCUCCCCAGCAUGGACCCAGAGAUUGCAGAGAUCUCCCUUUUUGCUGUGCACCGCUCCUCCCUGGAAAAUCCAGAACGUGGCGAGUCUGGAGCCCCUGUGCUCCCCCGCAUCCUGGAUAAGCUCACACUGUGCAUGAGCCCGCAACGGCCCUUCACUGCCAAGGCCAGCGAGAUUACCGGCCUGAGCAGUGAGGGCCUGGCACAGUGCCGGAAGGCCGGCUUUGACAGCGCCGUGGUGCGGAGCCUGCAGGCCUUCCUGAGCCGCCAGGAGGGCCCCAUCUGCCUCGUGGCCCACAACGGCUUUGAUUACGACUUCCCCCUGCUGUGCACGGAGCUACAGCGCCUGGGUGCCCACCUGCCCCAGGACACUGUCUGCCUGGACACGCUGCCGGCACUGCGGGGCCUGGACCGCGCCCACAGCCAUGGCACCCGGGCUCAGGGCCGCAAGGGCUACAGCCUGGGCAGCCUGUUCCACCGCUACUUCGGGGCUGAGCCGAGUGCAGCGCAUUCUGCCGAGGGUGACGUACACACGCUGCUGCUCAUCUUCCUGCACCGUGCCACUGAGCUGCUUGCCUGGGCUGACGAGCAGGCCCGCAGCUGGCUGCACAUUGAACCCAUGUACCUGCCGCCCGAUGGCCCACACAGCGAGGCCUGACCACUCGCUCCUUCGCUGGCUUCCUCACCUGGCCCAGCUCAAGCCUGCAGCUGGCCCAGACUGGGACCUUGCUGCACCUCUGCCUGGCCCUGCCCAGUGGAGAGCCCUGGACCCAUGCACCUGCCAGGCUGCUGGCCUGCCUUACCUCUGGACAGCUUGUGAACCCAGCAAUCUGCUCUUCCCGACCCCUUCCUUUCCUGUUUAUCAAUAAACAUCAAUUUCUCACCAGCUAA
Molecule: messenger RNA, 1065 nt
Organism: Chinchilla lanigera (long-tailed chinchilla)
Lineage: Eukaryota; Metazoa; Chordata; Mammalia; Rodentia; Chinchillidae
Gene: Trex2
Product: three prime repair exonuclease 2
Exons: 2
Coding region: 122-832 (236 amino acids)
Biological process (GO): DNA catabolic process
Cellular component (GO): cytoplasm
Molecular function (GO): nucleic acid binding; 3'-5'-DNA exonuclease activity
Source: RefSeq, a predicted model, not a curated record